AUGAUGAUAGGCGAAGGUAUGAUGCUUUCGAGAGCUGGUAAAUUUACCGAAGAAAUUCACAUGAUUCUUAAGAAUAAAGAUGAGAUCCUAACUGGAGGAGGGUCUCCCAAGCGACUCAUUAAGAGUCAAUCUACUAAUAAGAUCCAACAACACUAAGAUAAGGAGAAAGAAGCAAGGCUAAUGAAAUAAAUUAACUUUUUCCAGCAAGAGGCAUAGAAUGCCAAUAGCAAAGGCAAGGAUAAGAAGAUGGUAAAGUCUGCAAGUUAAAAGAGUCUGGAUAAAAAUGGAAAGAACAGUUGGAGUUUCAAUACCAUAUCGAGGGAGCACUACUUUUAAGUCCACAAAAUCAAGUACCCCAUCCCUCCUUGUGGAGCUUAUAACAUCAACUUCGAGCAAGUGGACAGAGUAUUCAAGCCUCUUUCAUGGACGAACUAAGAGAAUAAGACUAGAGUUAUAAAGGAGAAGGUUGAACCUGAUAUGCGUUUAAUUGAGCUCCAAAAAGAUUCAAAGGGAUUUCUGGACUAUAAGAGAAAGAAUCCCAGAAUUGACUUCACAAAACUCCAGGCUUGCCAUCCACAUGAUAAAAGAUUUGAUCCCUUUGACUACUUCCCAGGCAUAUAUUCCAAGACAGGUACUUAGCCCGUAAUUGACUUUAGCAACACUCUACCUAGGGACGAUAAAUUAUAGAGAGUGAAUCUGACUCCAUCUACCUACUCAGUUAACUUUGAAUUCUUAAUGCCAAAGUUGUCCAAGCAGCUGAUUCCUUUCCAGAAAAUACCCGAGAGAAAGCCAAUUGAUAAUGUCAAUAAGGCUGUAACUAACGAUAGUACAGUCUAUGAUAACAUUGAUAAAUUCUACUCAAAACUUUCUAAAUACAAAAAAGUAACACAAGUAGAUUUAAGUAAACAAUACAAAAGAGGAAGUGAAAGUCCAGAGUCCAAACUACCUGCAUUUAUGGAGGGAGUCCAUGACAGAAUAAGUUUGAAUACCAUCUCAGAAAAAAUGCUGGAGACUAACAAUUUCUCUGAAGGUCACUUCCAAUCAGUGGUUUCUUCUUUCGAGCCAAAGAAAACUUACAGAGUGAAUUAAUCUACAUUUGGUUCACCAAUGAAUAAAUCGUAAAUGAAGUUCAACCCUAGACUUAUUGCACUAGGUGAAGCAGGAUCACUUAUGCAAAGCCAAAGAAUGACAAGAGCAGGUUCAUAAGCAGAUGGUGUCACUCUUAACAGUUUGCUAAUGAAGAAUGGGACCUUGAAAUAAGGAGGGCAGGGUACACAAAGCAAUAAAUAACUUUGA
This is a messenger RNA of Stylonychia lemnae, 1296 nucleotides long. The record is from the annotation of a GenBank genome assembly. NCBI's taxonomy places the organism in Eukaryota, Ciliophora, Spirotrichea, Sporadotrichida, Oxytrichidae.